Messenger RNA from Parnassius apollo (apollo), 684 nucleotides. NCBI's taxonomy places the organism in Eukaryota, Metazoa, Arthropoda, Insecta, Lepidoptera, Papilionidae. The record is from the annotation of a GenBank genome assembly.
AUGGGAGAUUUCAACAGGAAAAUCGGUAAAAGACUACCAAAUGAGGAUGGUAUAGUAGGUCAGUUUAGCACAGGAAAAAGAAACAACAACGGACAAAGACACGUGAACCUGGCACAGUUAAGUAAACAAAUAAGUGAAAAAAUCAGGACACACAGGAAUCAUAUAAAAAACAGGAUUAUUCAAUACCACAUUGAGAAAUCGGGAGGAAUAGAGAAAGCCCUAAAAAAUCUGAAAGAGAAUACAUCAUGGAUCCCAUGCAUAAAAAAUAAGACUUCUGGGAAUACAGAAACAAAACGGCCUGAAAUUAUAGAAGUAGCGACAGAGUUUUAUAGCAAACUAUAUGAUGACGUAGACUACACAAACACGCAAUACCUUCCGGAAGACAACGAAGAGACUAUCCUUCCAAUACUAGAAACCAAAGUAAGAAAAGCCAUACUGUCUCAAGGAAACUAUAAAGCUCCAGGAGACGAUGGAAUUACAAACGAAAUUUUGAAAGCUUGUGUAGACUACAUUAUAGAGGCCAUUACAAAUCUGUUCAACAAUAUUCUAACUGAAGAAAUAAUACCACAACAAUGGACAUCAUCAACUAUCAUAUUGCUCCAUAAAAAGGGCGACAAAGCAGAAAUAAAUAAUUACAGACCGAUCAGCCUCAUCUCCAAUCUAUACAAGGUAUUUGCUAAAUAG